AUGCAUUUCAGUGUUUACUUGGCGAGUUCCUGCACAUGCUCUUUGAUUUUAAAGGUGGGGCCCAAACUUUUCAGAGAUGACAUUUUGGUAGCCAGCUCCUCCCCUGAGGAGCACCUCGUUCACCUCAGGGAGGUUUUCCAGCGCUUGGAAACUCAUGGGUUGAUCGUCAACCUGCCCAAAUGCCAGUUUGGUUUGCCAGCCAUCGAUUUUUUUGGCCAUCGCACUUCAGCACAGGGGGCAGCUCCCCUGCCCUCUAAAGUCCAGGCGGUGGUGUUACCCCCACUCUUGGACUUCACACCCAGCAGGCUAUGCGGUCAAGGAGGGUGUGGCCUGAUGUUUGUAUCACUGUGGUACACGUUUGGUGGAGGAACCAGACUGGAUGUUGAUUUGGGUCAUGUUCCCCCCACCCUGACAGUGCUGUCCCCCUCCAUGGAUCAGGGGAAGGCCACACUCCUGUGUCUGGCCAACAAUGGCUUCCCUUCAGGCUGGACUCUGUCCUGGAAGGUGGACGGCAGCAGCAGCAGCAGCAGCAGCAGCAGCAGCAGCCCUGGGGUGCUGCAGAAGGACGGCCUCUACAGCUGGAGCAGCACCCUGAGGCUCUCUGCAGACCAGUGGGAGAAGGUGGACUCUGUGACCUGUGAGGCCACCCAGGACUCCCAGACUCCAGUCUCAGAGACUCUGAGGAGAAACACCUGUUCCUAGUC
This is a messenger RNA of Oryzias melastigma (Indian medaka), 704 nucleotides long. RefSeq lists its product as uncharacterized. The record is from RefSeq and is a predicted model, not a curated record. The transcript is spliced from 4 exons. NCBI's taxonomy places the organism in Eukaryota, Metazoa, Chordata, Actinopteri, Beloniformes, Adrianichthyidae. Bases 1 to 702 code for a protein of 233 amino acids.